Molecule: messenger RNA, 1483 nt
Organism: Hydra vulgaris (swiftwater hydra)
Lineage: Eukaryota; Metazoa; Cnidaria; Hydrozoa; Anthoathecata; Hydridae
Product: UNC93-like protein
Source: RefSeq, a predicted model, not a curated record
AGAAAUGUUAUAAAAGAAAUUAAUACAAUAUAAAAAUAACAUCAAAUUUUGAACAUGACGGCAAAAUCGACGUACAAAAACCUGGUGAUAAUGAGUGUGAGCUUCUUUUUCUUGUAUGCUGCAUAUCUCCCUCUUCAAAAUAUACAAAGCAGUCUUCAUAAAGAUCCUGCACUGGGUUUUGGAUCUCUUUCUGCCAUUUACGCAAGUGGAAUUCUUUCCUGCUGUUUUUUACCGAACGUGUUAAUUGCAAUGUUUAAACUGAAAACUUUAUUAAUUCUUAGUAUAUUUUCUUUUCCUUUGUAUGUCCUUGCCAACUUCGUACCGAGAUGGAGUACAAUCUUACCGGCAUCCAUUUUACUUGGAUUAAGUGGGGCUGUUAUGUGGACAUGCCAGUCAAUUUACAUUACACAAAUUGCAACGAGUUAUGCUGAUACAAUAAAGUUUCCAAAAGAUAGCUUAGUUUCAAAAUUUUUUAGCAUAUUCUAUUUCUUUUUUCAAUUCUCACAGAUUGUUGGCAAUGGUGUAUCAUCGGCUGUUUUAACGAAUGUAAAAAAUGACAAAUUAACAGCCAAUUUUCUCAGAUCUACUGGCAGUUUCAACGUUCAAAAUAUAACAUGUGGAGCAAAAUACUGUCCAUCCGGGGUUGCAAUCACAAAUGCUGAAACUCUUCAUAUAAAUAUUAUCUACAAACUUAUGAGUAUACUUCUUAGCUUCACUCUUAUUGGAAUUCUAAUUGCAUUUUUCAUGGAUCCUUUGUCGGAAGAAGCAAAAACCAAUCAAAUGCCUAAAUUAAAAUUAUGCUUUUCAACAAUUAAAAACUUAAAAAAUCCAAUGAUUUUAUUACUUGUUCCGAUAACAAUUUUUAAUGGAAUGGAACAAGGGUUUGUAUAUGGUGAAUAUACAAAGGCAUUUGUUGCAUGUUCUCUUGGCAUCGAUGUGAUAGGUUACAGUAUGAUAUGUUUUGGUUCUGCUGCAUGCUUUUUUUCUAUGUUUAUUGGGUUUAUUGUAAAAUGGUCUGGAACUUAUGCACUUAUGAUAUUCGGAAUGUUUGCACAUCUUAGUUUAAUGACAUGGUUUCUUGUCUGGGACACUCAAGCUUAUCCUAGUUAUAUCUUUUACAUUUGUGCCCUGUGCUGUGGAGUUACGAGUUCGAUAUGGAUGUCUCAAACAAACGCAAUUUACGCAAUAUAUUUUUCAAAUAAGCAAGGAGCAGCGUUUUCAAUUUUCCGUCUCUUUCAAAGCUCAGGUUUCACUAUUGCGUUUGUUUAUGGAAAUAUAUUGUGUGUCUCAACAAAGAUUUACAUUUUAAUGGCCUUCCUUGUUGUAAGUAUAGCCAUGUACAGCAUCGUUGAGUUUAAGUACCAAAAGAAUCACUUAACAGAUGUUAUAAAACAAGAAUAUGAUGACAAAGAUAUUGUAGCUAUUUUGUAAUACGUAAAACAUAUUGUAGCCAUUUUGUAAAAAAAAACAUCGACAAAUAUUA